UGAUUCCUUUAAAACAAAACCUUUAAAAACCGAGACCGACAUUCCAGUAUUCCUUGUAAACCAAGGAACUGAGGAAAACCAUGCUCUGAUACCAAAAUGAAACACCCUAACCCGACCGGGUACUAAUUUUACCAAAAUGCCCUUGAUGACUCAUAAACAAAAAUAAGAAACGAAAGACUUGAAAAAAAGGAAGCUUUCCAUAAAUAACCAUAAUAAAUACUGAAUGAACUGAAAUCUCUUAAAACAAAGCCCUGACACUUGGGCAAACCUCAAUCAUAGAAUCUUAAUCUGAAUCUCCCGUCACUACUCAUAAUCGUAAAUCAAUAACUAAAAAUCUACUUUGUUGUCUGCUCGGAUUCGAUCUCUGGCACCUCCAGUGAAGCUUGUACUAUCCUCCUCUAGCUGGUUUGCCUCCAACAGCUUUCUUGAUCUCGCUGCUCACUAACUGCUCCUCUAGCUGCAACUAUCGAUCUAGUUCUCGCUAAUUCCUUUACUAAGUCCUGGUGAGUGAGAUGGGGUCAGUCUACGCCUUUACGUUUUAAUAACUCUAAUACUUGAGUACUUUGCUUAAACACUUAACUUUGACUAGUGGAAGUUGUUUGUACUUCCAAUCUUAAAAUCUUAACUCUUAAACCUUGAGGGAGUUGAAGUUACUCUCCUCUCUUAAAGCUCAAAUCUUGACUUAAAUACUUGACUGACACGGGGAUCCCUCACUAGCUAGUCCGGUUGCCAACUCAUACGUAUGAGAAGCCAUCUAGGCUUUCAUUAAACUUAAACUUAGUUAGGGAAGUCGUAACGAUUCAUCCCCCUAACAUCUUAAACUUAUCGUGGUGGCUCUUCACCACGAUUCUCAAGAGCAUAACUACUACUCAUCUUAAAAGUCUCAAGAGCAUAACUGCUGCUCUAUCUCAAAAUGUCUCAAAAGGCAACAGACUGGUGCUAGUGACUAAAAACACUUAAAACGACUUCACCUUCUUGAAGGUGAGUUACUUCUUUAAAAAGAACUUGUUUCUUAAACUUCAAUAAUAACUUAUACUCAUAAAAAUUUCAAAGUAAAUAAUAACCAUUCACUUCAAGCAUAGCUCAAACAAAAUCACAUAUCAUCAACCAUAAGCACAAUCAACAACGACAAUCACCUUAUCAAAAUACUUAAAGCUCGUAAUACUUGAAAGAACACGUAAGGCGUAGAAGUUACCCCCUUUACACUCACCUCGAAAUCUUCGAAACCAACUCUGAUUCUGCUCUUAAAUUCCAUGACUCACUCCCAUUAAAUUCUCCUUGUGCUCACGAUUCCAUAGGCACCGACGUUUCCUCGUUUGGACUUCAAUUGAUUGAGUUAUGACCAAAAUAAACAUUCUAUCAGUUUAAAGUACCAGGUACCGAAAUUGAAAAUUUUCCAGUCAACAAAGUUGACCACGACCCCUCUGUAAAAUUUCCGAAACAAUCCACCAACUUUCCGAAUUGUCCAUAAUGGUACCUGAACUUGACAGUUUUUAAUCCAACCCUUAGAUGCUCGUUUCUCCCUCAUCCGACGUCAGAAUCCGAUUUCGUCGACACGGUGACGAUCCUGGUUUCGUCCUCUUUGUAUUGGUAGCCUCCAAUCGAAAAAUACUUGUACUUGAGUUUUCUGGUUUUUCUGGCGAGUUACGAGGAAGUCCCGGCGAAGGUCCGACGAGACCUCUAACUACCUCGAAAUUUGAUUCUAACUCCGAGGAACGGUUCCUUACCUUCUCUCGAGCAACACCCAAUGACCAUAAUCAUUUAUUUCCAUCUCUUUCUAAUGGCGGAUGACGUCGUGUCGCUACUUUCUUCCCAUCGCGCUUUGCUUCCAUCUUCGCUGCUGUUCCCGUUGAGCGGCCGCUACUCCUGUCGGGCGGAGGAACGAGAUGGGAGGGAGAUUGCGGUCGAGCUUGGUCGACGGGAAGAGGGAUGGCCAGACGCCUUCGUCGAGCGGCCGGGAAUUGAUCGAAGUUUGGCGUCUGUCGGGCUGGCUGCGGCGCUGGCGAGGAUGGAAGGCAACGGGAGAUGAUGGACGACACGAUUGCUUGUUCUGCUCAUGGUAAGGAGGAAAUGAGUUGGGGAAAUAAUUGGGAAAGUGGCAAUAGGAUUCCUAUUGCUUCUCUCAGUUACGUGGGCAAUUAAUGUGGGCAAUUAAAAUGAAAGGAAGAAUAAGUAACGGAAGUGAAAUAAAGAGACCGAUGGAGAGAGUGAAAUGGUGUAAUCGUAAAGUAGUUAGGGUUUUGAUUUUUUUUCUUUCUUCCUUUUUGGUGGUAACGUGGUGUGAAUCUACAAAAGAUAUAAAGGAGAUUCAUGGGUUGGGAUUGCAGCAUUUUGAAUUUCCAGCCCUUAGAGCACUUCACGGAUGGGCAUUAUUGUAAUUCCCAUGGAAUUAAAUGAGGCUGUGCGUUUUGCACCUUCCUCCGCCCAGCAACUUGACCGACCAACAUCUGGGCCAGGCCUCCUCUUAUGUUCCAAUAUAGGGGCCUGAUAUGUAACUCAAUGUGGGCCAGGCUUAUCUCCAAACCAGCGCCUCAUCCCUUCUCUUCGGAAUUUGCCAUCGUUCUUCCAGUAAUGCCGCCCAAACGAAGAGCUGUUCCUGAUCACCCAAAUGAAGGGUUGUUCUGGUCGACCAAACGCCAAGGAACAAGGUCCGGCUAAAUCCAGGUAAGGGGGAAUCUUUUGGGCGGCGGUGCUUGAUUUAGCCAUAUUCCUUGGACUUAAUUUACUUUAUUCCAAUACACGCUUUAUCUCAUA
This is a messenger RNA of Linum trigynum, 2754 nucleotides long. Lineage: Eukaryota; Viridiplantae; Streptophyta; Magnoliopsida; Malpighiales; Linaceae. The record is from the annotation of a GenBank genome assembly.